Messenger RNA from Ustilago hordei, 768 nucleotides. RefSeq lists its product as uncharacterized. Bases 1 to 768 code for a protein of 255 amino acids. The transcript has a single exon. Lineage: Eukaryota; Fungi; Basidiomycota; Ustilaginomycetes; Ustilaginales; Ustilaginaceae. The record is from RefSeq and is a predicted model, not a curated record.
AUGGAUCUGAAUCAGCAAAGAGACGAUCCACAUGGGGUACAAAGGCUAUUGGAGAUCUUACGUCGGCAACAAGACUCCUCUUCCUCCUCCACCGUGGCUUCUAACCCUUUAGCGGCUGUACCGCCUUUAAGCGCAGCCACAGCUUCAUCCUAUACCCCUGCCAACCCUUUCGCCUCCACCACCGAACCAUCUGCAGCGCAGGAUUCAGAAGUAGCAAAACGCCGCCGGCUCUACAACAAUCCCUCGUCCAAAUACUUCAUCGCUGCGCCGGGGGAAGACCGAUUGGAUCCCUACUCGUUCAACCCUUUCUCCCCCGCCGCACCGCUCCUUUCUCAACCACCACCAUCGCCUCCAAAACCAGCACCGAAAGCAGCACCCUCGACAAAGGACCUGUCGACACUCAGCUUCUCAGAAUCCCUACCUAUCCUAUCAACCCUCGCCAAGGACAAAAGCUUACUUGGUCGGCUCAAAACUCUCCGAACACAGCAGCACGACCUCGAGAAAAGGUUGGUGAAAGAGUACAAGCAAUUCUCAGCCACUGCGGACAAACAGUAUCCAAACCCCAAGGUGAGGGCGGCUGAGGAUGAGAAGAGGAAAAAACAAAUGCUGAAGCAAUGGGAUGAAUGCGUGAAGAAACAGCAGGAGGAAUUGGAGCGAGCUGGUGUGCCGACCUUUAGAAAAACGGGGGAGAAGAGGGAUGUGGAGAAGCAGAAGAAAGUUCUGCGUGUGCUGGUGGAGAUGUUGGAUGAUGACGAAGGUGGUUCAUAG